AUGGAAAUAUUUACUUUCUUGUGUACACGUGUUGAUCAUUGUUUGGUUUAUCCGCUUUUGGAUCCUUCCCACCGCCUCAAAAUAUCUUCGGUCAACGUUAUCUCUCUUUUCUUCCACAAACCUCCCAUCACUUUUUCGCCCCUGCUGUUUCUGCGUAGACCGAUUAUUAGUGGCGAGCAACUCAACAUCGAGGGGAUCGUGGUGCCUAAAGUAGUUGUCGUGUUCGCCGCCAGUGCAGUCGCUAGUGCCGGCGCGAAGCGCUUUAGAGAGCUGCAUUCACCCACCAGAAAAGCGCUUCAGAGAGCUAUGUUUUACUUCAAAGAACCGAUUCGGUGUCUGCUCAUCGGAUCUACUCGGAGCUUUCAAACAUCUUCACGUCCAAUCCUUGAUGCCUUCAUAAUCAAGGGGGCUAAGCGAGACUUUAGCACCACGAUUCUUGAGCGAAAGAAGGCGGCGAAUAGACUGACUGACUGGCGAUACCAUCCUGAUCAAGGUUCCUUUCUCUCCAUCAACAAAUUUCUAGUGGCACGCCAAGUAUACCGGUACCGGAAGGAUUUGAAUGAUGAAGCAUCCAAGCUUUAA
Lactuca saligna is the source of this 582-nucleotide messenger RNA. Lineage: Eukaryota; Viridiplantae; Streptophyta; Magnoliopsida; Asterales; Asteraceae. The record is from the annotation of a GenBank genome assembly.